AUGAAGAUCUUCUCCCACCCGGCUGCUAUCAUCUUCGCCGUCCUCAGCUUCGCACGCGUAAAGGCAGAGGAGUGCAUCGUAUCUUCCCUCUCCGACGCCGCCCAGGAGCAGCUGUCCAUGUACGACAAGGACCUCUACCUUGAGCCCGACUGCGUCAAUGGCGCCUCCCCCAUGCCCGUCCACUGCAACUACAUGGGUCUGGGACAGGAGUGCCGCGGUUGCUUCAUGACUUGCGACGGCGCCACCAGGUACCUCGAUGAUUUCGCUGAGGAGAUCUCCGUGUGGGGAGUAGACGCGAUCGUCCACUUCUGCCCCGACGCUGAGGUGGAACUCCUGGAGGAAUGCUAGUUGGGCACCUCGUUCGGCAAAGUUGCAACCUCAUCGGGAUCUUUAUCUUCUUCGUAGACGUUCGUCGAUCAUCUGUCGUUUCGACGCUGAUUGAUUGUAGCAUCUACCGUUCGUUCCUACUAGUCUGGAAACGGUUUCCUCCUGUUGUGCGUGUGCGCGCGCACGGACUGCUGUGCUGCGAAGUCUCAAAUGUUUGUGGCCCUCUCUUUCUUCGUUUUGGCGGCUUUCUUGGUGCGGGGGGAGUUUUUGCGGUGAAAUGAGAGACAGAGCGUCGUCCUUUUUUCUUCGCCGUGCCUGGUUUCGUUCGAGCUCCCUCUUGUUUGUUUGUUUUGUCGAAUGAGAUGUCGCACGUUCGAGUCGAAGCUGUACAAAUAGACUUGUUUUUAAGGCGGUAGAUAGUUUCUUUUCGCCCUGUUUGGCGUGAUUCUCGCGUUUGAAACACGUAUGUACGUAUUCAUAGAGGAGAUCGAUAUUAUCUCGGCUCACGCUUUUGUUGCUCUAGACGCUGACGGCAAGAUAUAUUGGCCAAACCCUGCGCUUGCUUCUAGGCAGGCAGGCGGAUCUCGAAAAGAGGUGAACUUGACAACGAUUUCGAGAACA
This is a messenger RNA of Ectocarpus siliculosus, 948 nucleotides long. The record is from the annotation of a GenBank genome assembly. NCBI's taxonomy places the organism in Eukaryota, Phaeophyceae, Ectocarpales, Ectocarpaceae.